Molecule: messenger RNA, 4465 nt
Organism: Lingula anatina
Lineage: Eukaryota; Metazoa; Brachiopoda; Lingulata; Lingulida; Lingulidae
Product: nischarin
Cellular component (GO): cytoplasm
Molecular function (GO): protein binding; phosphatidylinositol binding
Source: RefSeq, a predicted model, not a curated record
AUUUAUCAACAUGGCGCACGGACGGACUUUGUUUCCGCGUUUGCCUUUUAAUAUAUUUUUAACUUUUUAGCAAUUUUAGGAUUUUAUUUGUGCGCCUUAUUAUGGCGCAUUUCAACAGAGAUGUAGAGGGGUUUACUGCAUCACGUGUGGUUAAGACGAUCGGCUCUGAAAACGUUGAUAAUUACACGGUAUAUAUCCUAGAAGUAUACUGUGGCAGCUAUUCAUGGACAGUAAGACACAGAUACAGUGAAUUUCAUGAGCUUCAUGAGAGGCUUGUGACUAAGUACAAAAUAGACAAGACUCUGCUCCCACCAAAGAAAGUGUUUGGUAAUCAGAAUGAGGAGUUUAUCAAGAAGAGGCAGGCAGACCUGGAGUUGUACCUACAGGUUCUAAUGCACUACCUGCCAAAACUUCCACCGGAGCUGGCUUUCUUCUUGGAUUUUGAUAAAUAUGAAAUUCAUGGUAUAACACAACUUUUAGCAGAGCAUCUCUUUGAAAAAGGAGAAAAAAUUCUCCAAUCUCAGCAAACCUUUGUGGUGUCUCCUCUUCAUUUAAAUGCUGUGACACAGAGGUUGAAACUGCCAGAACCCACCUGUGAUCAUAUUUUAAUCUAUACAGGAGAUAUGAGAAAAGAUUUAGGCCAUAUUUUAGAUUUUUUUACUAGAUUAAAAUAUCUAAAGAUAUUGGGCACUAAGGAGCCUUUAGGCACCAGCAAUAUUGAAGUCAAUCAGUUGUCCUUUGAAAUGAAUUGCUUCAAGUCACUUACAGUGCUAGAGCUUGACCAGUGUAACAUUGGAACUAUCUCUGUGGUGGACACAGUCAAAAAGACACUGAAACACCUUAUAGUCCACGGGUCUUUGCAAGCACUCAAGGACAUGCUGCUUCGUGACAUCGUGUACUGGCAGACGGAGGACACGGAGGAAACGGCUGUGUUACCAGUGUGGGAAUCACUGCAGGCAGCUGACUUCAGUCACAAUGAGAUCAAAGAAAUUGAUGAGUCUGUGAGACUUAUGCCUCGUCUUGAAUACCUAGAUCUGAGUCGCAAUCAACUCUCUGAUGUACAGCAUCUUCACUACCUUCCUGCACUUAGCCAGGUCAACUUGGCCCACAACAGACUCCGCACACUGGAGUCACUGCAUGUGCGACUCGGCAACGUGAAAAUACUUAAUCUGUCGGGCAAUCAACUGGAUACACUGGAAGGUCUGUCCAAGCUUUACUCUCUGGAAACAUUGAAUGUCAGCAAAAAUAAAUUAGCUGAGGUAGAAAAUGUGCAAUGUAUAGGCAAGCUUCCCUGCCUUGAGAAUCUCAUCCUCCGUGAUAACCCUAUCAGGACUGUGGUAGACUACAGAGUGGCUGUACUGGAGCUGUUUGGAGACAGAGCUAAAGAGGUUCUACUUGACAAAGAGGCAACAACACAACAAGAACUUGAUAAGAUAGCAGUAAGACUGGCCUUACAAAAAGCAAAAGAUGACAGGGCAAAGAGGCAGAGCACCUCUAGUACAGCAGACACAUCUUCUAUACCAAAUUAACGGUAGUUUCUCCAACAUAACAAUAGGUGGCGUGACUGCCUACUGCCAAGGUGGCAGACGGCCAAGACAAGAGUAUCAAAUGUUCAGUACAGAAGCAAAUGGCAGAUAUCACAUCUGUGGAGAUUGGAGAAGGGAGGAAAAUGGCAUCUUUUUGCAAGAGUUAAAAGGAUGCCAGAAUCAGCUACCUCUCAAUUACCAGCAUGGUAUUUGUGAUCAGCCUGUGUCCUGUCCUGGAAGGAGUGAUAGUUCACCAAUGCUGUAAAAUGAACAGAUACACCACUGGCCAGUAAAACUGCUGUACAACAGACUGAAGACUAAUGUUGAAGGGUCCUUGUAUUGAGGCCUAGCCUGGAGAAAAAUAUAUAUUGUAUGGCACCAACGCAAAAAAUAUGUGGCAUUUUUUUCCACAUAUGAAAGGAUGAAUAUCACCACUUUAAUGGCAACUGGGAUGUUUAUGACCAAAAAUUUGAGGAGCGAGGGGAUGUUUUGUCAUUACAAAAAAGGACAUAUGACAUGUCAUGUGAGAGUCAUGUGACAUAUCAUUUGAGCCAUGUGACAUUGAGUAAUAGUCACUUACUCUAUAGAUAUGUACAUGUAUGUAAUUAACUUUCUUAAACCCAUCAUUGGUGUGGGUAACUGCUAUUAUUUGGGCUCUCCUAUAGCAAUAUAGCAAUAUUUAGCCUUGUAUAAGUUACCGAGGCACAUACAGACAUGAUGCAAUACCAAGACUGGUUUAGGUCCAUAUUUUCCCACCAAAAAACGCCAACUGAUUAACACCACAUUUUUUGUGCAGGCUAGUUUGGGUCAGUUUUUGUUUCUGAAUGCAAAGGCAUCUGGCGUGUCUAAUAAGCCUCAAAAAUAACUAAAUGAAUGUACUCCUAUUCGUUUUAUUAACAGUAUGGUACUACAUUUUUUAUGCCGAAAAGCUGCAUGUGGCCAAAACAGUUACUUUAAGGAGGCAGAUAAAUACCUUUAUGACUGACUCCACUGACAUGGAGACUUUAAAGUCUACAUUCCAUUGGCAUUUGAGAUUGAACUAAAUCUGUAAUAGAUGUCUUUUCCUAAAAGGGGGAAAGUUUUAUUUUGUGUGCUUUAUGAAAACUGAUGUUCUGAAUUCACCAGUCCUCUGUGAUAGUUUACACAGUAUGUGAUAGGAUUAAUGUGAUGUAUUUGAUUGUUGUUGAAAUAGUUUUAUAAGCAGGAUUUAAGUUGAUCUCUCCAAAACCAUCGUCUUCUUUCCUCAAGAGCGCAUUCAGAACAGAUGGUCCACAGACUAAUUGAUCCGUCGACUAAAUAUGGCCGACCCCACCUUAAAGCAAGCCAUCUAGAUCUCUUGAUGGUCUCCAUGCCUCCACACAAGCCAUUACGGAUUAAAUCUCGGCUCUGAGGUUUAAUUGUUAGGCCCCUGCAGGGACGGAAAGAGACCAUCAGGGGAUUAGCGGCAUUGCUUUUAAGUGGGUCAGCCAUAUUAAGUCGACGGAUUAAUUAGUUCGCAGAUCAACUCAUCCUGAAUGCGCUCUUAGUGUAAGGAAUAAGAAUAUCUGGAUCUGUACACAAACGUGGUUAUGUAAAGAAUUUAGGGGUUUUAGUAACAGUCAAGCAAGAUGCUACAACGAUUUUAAAUACCUGAUAAUUUCUCUUUUAGAUAAAUGUUAGUGAUUAGGCAGUUUUUAGCUGAAUAACUGUUUUUAGAUUGUGCAACUUGAUAAUAUGCAACAUUUUGAGUCUUGCAUGCCUUGUGAAGAUCGUUUCACUGUACGCUGUUAUCGCUUGAGGCAAAGCAUUUUCUACUCUUUUAUAAGAUAUUUUAUCAAUGUUUUUUGGCACACACUUCACUUUUCUUGAAGUAUUGUUUAGAAAUGUUACAGAGAAACAUACAUUCUCGUGGAACUUCAUGAAUUUGAAGAAAUUUUUGCACUGCAGAUUAAUAAGAAAAGAUUUAUCCCCAUGGUUUUACAAAGAACAUGGUAUUACUGCAGUCUUUUUGUUGAUUUUUAGAGCACGAUUAAUAAUCUUUUCAAAGGCUCUCAUAAAAUAAUACUGAUAAAUCCAGUGUUACACACUGAAGAGAAUGCAUUCUGAAAAGUCUUUGUACGAAAAAUUAUUGUUAUAAUAUUAUGUGAGAUUAGAAUAUAUGUCUUGUGAAGGGCUCUUUGUAAUUUGUAGUGAAAUGUAUCUUGUGCUUUUUGUCAAAUUUGAAGAGAGGGCAGGGCACCCAUUUAUCCACAAGAUUAAGCGCUCCACAUUGAAUGUUUUGAAACAAAAUAUUUUAUUCUUAGAAUAUAGAUUUAAAAUUACAUAAUGGUAGUGUCAUUGUAUGUGUCUGUCUUUCAACUAUUGUCUUUUAUUAUGUUUUUGGUAACAGCAUAAUCAGUGGAAGCGUAUGGUAUUAAAAAGUCAAAUGUUUAGAGACGUAUGUGGUAGAAAGCUGAGGCAACAUAUUUGUAUGUGUGUGGUUUGGGUGGGGGGUUAUUUGUGCUUGUUUGUCUGAGUCUGUAUCCUUAAAAUUUGCUGUCCAUGUGUUUAUUAUAAGAUAUAUAUUUUUUCCCCUUUAAGAUAAUGAGGUGUAGUUAUUUCAUGUCCACAAAUAUGUGAAUGUCCUAUUAACUUGAAAUGGAUAUUUUACGACAUAAGCAGUGAAUGACAAAAUGCUACAGGAAAUGGAUUUUUUUGUAAUUUGACAUUUCUCAAUGCUGUUAAGCUCCACUUAAUUUAUACGAAAUGCUGCAUCCAAGUCUGUUUUCCAAAUCAGUUUUUAAGAACAUGACAGUAAUUCAUCAUCAUCUCUCGUCAUUAAAAUUCAGUGUGGAAUUUUUGUAUGACAAACAAGGCAAAUAAUUGAUCACAGAACUUGUUGAUAAGGCAUUUUUACCCUAUGCCUCUUGUAAAAUAUGUACAAAAAAUGAUUAAAAAAAAAAUACACACACAUUUAAUGA